This is a messenger RNA of Hyalella azteca, 2974 nucleotides long. Its product is annotated as MATH and LRR domain-containing protein PFE0570w. Bases 919 to 2583 code for a protein of 554 amino acids. The record is from RefSeq and is a predicted model, not a curated record. The transcript is spliced from 2 exons. NCBI's taxonomy places the organism in Eukaryota, Metazoa, Arthropoda, Malacostraca, Amphipoda, Hyalellidae.
ACUCGCGCGUUAACAUCGUGUAGCUGUGUUAAAAUACUUUUAACAUACAUAAACAAAUGAAAUUCUAAAGCAAAAAAACUCUAUUUGAUUGAUCAAAUAGAACACAUUAACUGGCAGACGCGAGCGACGCGUGCGUGAUUAACUUGAUAUUGAGUACGGGGUAAAACUGCAGAAUUCUACUCCCACUUGGAAAUACAGUGACACGGAUUAUUAGGAUGCAAGGUGAAUGUACAAACAAAUUCAAGCUAGAGUUAAAUUAGAAAAUGAUGUCAAUGAUAACAAUGCAUAACAUAAUUUUUGUACGAACAGAAAGGAGUUAAUGGAGCAGGUGGAAGCCUAGGUUUUUUACGACUUAUGGUUUACUUACAGUUUUUCGUGGCAAUUUAUCUAAACAGGAACCAGCAAUAAAUGUGGUGUACUGAACAUUUCCCGAUUAAUCAUUCGCCAAAACAAAGAAAAUUGAAUCGGAAUAUUCCGUUCUCAUUUCUUGCAGGCACAGCAAAGCUUGUGUUUCUAAUUUUGCUUAGUUGUGCGCCGACAGCAACAAGGUAAUCGCAAGGCACGCGUGACGUCACGACUUGGCAACGGCCGGCACAUUACAUUCCUGCAGCGACGGAAUAGAAUUCCUGGCCGACGUUUGCUUGCUUGACCGUGCACUUAUUCCCGCUAGAAAGACAAAGAGGAUACGAAGUGUUGUGUUGUGUAAUAACUUAAAUAACUGGUAAUUAAAAUUAGGGGAAACCAAUUUGGUAUGCACUUAUUUCGACCCCCAUUGAAUUCCGGUUCAAUUUCAGUUAAAUUUAAUUUUUCAAUACAAAUGAAAACAGUAAAACGUAUAUUAAUCAUAGAAACAGCGUUUUAAAAUUGAAAUUCACGCAAAUUUUGAUUAAGAACUAAAUUGGAAAGCAGAGAAGCAAUAUGGAAGACCAAGAAAUGUUCGUUCUAUGUCGUCAACCUGAAGAAGAAAGGAACUUUCAUGAGCGCCGUCACGGCCCAUGGCAAAGAUUGCUGCCAUGCAGGCAGCACCACCAGCAGCUUCACGAUUUUCAGCCGCAUGCAUUCUGGUCAAAACCGAAGACCGGGCAUCAAAACGAUCAGCGCCCUUUGGGGCCUGAGCGCCAGUGGCAAGCUCACGAAUUACGAAAUAACAUUGAAGAUAAUCAGCACAUAUGGAGAGGAUCAGAUAGUGGUGAACCACAAUAUCUGCAAAUCUUGCAACAGCGUGAAGAUGAACCACAGCAACCGUUCGCUGGGUUACAUGGCGAACACGUCCACAUGGUUGUUCCGGCAUGGCAGAGAUUAACGUAUCGUGAACCUGCUUCUUAUCGUGAUGAGGAUAAUGAAGAUGAUAACGAAAAUGAUAGUGACGAUGAAGAUCAUGGCGAUAAAUAUGACUACUCGCGGACCAUCAACGACGAAGACACCAGAGAUGCCAUGAAUGUAGCGUUAGCGGAGGACGAGGAAGCCUUUGGACAUGAGCGACACAAGAGGAAAUGUUUCGAAGUAGAAGCCGCUGUCAAUGCUGCCAGCGACUCUGAUGAAGAAGUGUUUUUUCCGAGCUGCAAGCGGCAGCGAAUUACACUGGAAGCCGUGGAGCAACUUUUCGCCUCCUUCAGUAUCAGUAAAAGCAAUACAACAUUGCGACCUUCAGCUGCGCACCCCAAUGUUUUUAGCAGGAAAAUCUUGAUGGACUCGAACAAAACCCAUGUAGACGCAUCUUGUGAUGAAAAUAUACCAGAGAGUACAAGUACCAGUGAUCCAGUUACAAAGCCGAUCAAUAUAGACAACAAGAAACCCUCAACUUUAGAGCAGGAAAACAAACAUUUUUCCAACAAUAUCACUAAAGAUGUGUCUCAAGGAGUUACGGCAACAAAAUUCCCUGAUGAAGCCGGCACAGACUACGGAAAUGGAGCUGAGGUGGACCGUUCCCACGUCGAUGAUCCCAAGGAAGGAAACUUGGCAGAUCCGAGCGAAGUGCCUAACAAUAAUGACCAGCGAAAGGAUAACAUUUCGACAGAAAUCGCAAAAAGAAAGAUAACAAUGAACAGUGAGGAGGCUUCCCAUUACAAUCAAGCAAACUGCAACGACCAGGAGAAAAACAGAUUAUGUAACAGCGAAGUUGAUGGCUAUAAAAGCGCGCCCGAUGUCAAUUGCACUUACGUAUCGGGGUUACUUAUUGAGGAAAAUAGAAAAGAAUGCACAAGCAAUUCGACAUCUGAAGGCAGCGAUCAUAAAAUCGUUGCAGAAAAACUUAAAACGGCAGAAAAAUUGCCAGAAAAGAUCAAGAAUUCAAACACAAGAACUCGCAGCGUCAGUGAUGCGGAGGCAGCGAAACGAGUUAUUGUAGAGAGCUGCGAUGCAGCAAAUAUUAUAAGCAGCGGCCAGUUAAAGACUUCGCACUGGGACACGAACAAUACAGACGCAGUGAACAAUAACAGCAAGCGCUGUGCAGACGAAGAAAUUAACAGUGGAGGUGCGACCGUGCAGGGGCACGCGCUGAAGCGAGUCCGCAAGCUCAAGAGCGGCCUACGUCUGUGCAGCAACAUCACGUGCUACAUCGAGCAGGUUCUCUACAACUGUUGAUACAUCACGUGCUACAUCGAGCAGGUUCUCUACAACUAUUGAUACAUCACAUGCUACAUCGAGCAGGUUCUCUACAACUGUUGACACAUCACUUGAAACAUGAACUUUAUCUCAGGAGCGGACGGCGUCUGUGUAGGAUUUGAUACCUAAAAUUAUCGACACGCUUUUCGCACCACUGAAAAGGCGGUUAAAUGCACAAAUUCGCUGCAACUAUGAGAAUUUUCCACUGAAGACGAUUACAAGAGUGGGGAGAAAGAUCAUUCAUGAGCAGCAUUUUGAAAUAUGUAUCAUAGACGUUUCAUUUAUUUCCAUUAUAUUGUUUUAUCAAGCCAUUGAAGUUUAUACUGUGCCUGUGUUGUAAUUAGUUGCAAAUAUAAAAAUUAUACAUCAU